Messenger RNA from Macrobrachium nipponense, 483 nucleotides. RefSeq lists its product as uncharacterized. The transcript is spliced from 2 exons. The coding region runs from base 1 to 483 and encodes 160 amino acids. The record is from RefSeq and is a predicted model, not a curated record. Lineage: Eukaryota; Metazoa; Arthropoda; Malacostraca; Decapoda; Palaemonidae.
AUGAGAAGACCCGCCACCAACAGUGACACCACCGAUCACGAUAACUCCACGGAAAACAACGCCCCCGAACGAGAUACUCCUGCAGCCGAUGGAAAUCAAAUGAGCCAUGACGUCCCACAGUGUAGCGCAACGCCCAUCAACGUUACAUCGGCUCGAAGAAUGAGCCAUGACCUUCCUAAUCCUCAUCCUCAUCCUCAUCUUUAUCAUCCUCCUCCUCCUCAUUCUUCUCAUCAUCCUCCUCCUUCUCACCAUCAUCAUCCUCCUCCUCCUCCUCCUCCUCCUCCUCCUCCUCCUCAUUCUUCUCAUCCUACUUAUCCUCAUCCUUAUCCUACUCCUCAUCCUCCACAUCAUCAUCCCCCUACUCAUCAUCCUCAUACUCCACCUCCUCCUCCCCCUCCCUCUCCCCUCCCCAUCCCCCUCCCCCUGAGGAAUUUCCUCAGAUGGAGGAAAGCUCCUCAGAUUACCCAGAGGCGGUUGUAUUAA